CACCGCACCACCUGGACAGGCCGUCACAUUGGACAUAACUCACUUCAACAUGUAUGGUUUUUCCAGUCCUAACUGUGACAGUCGGGACAAACUUGAAGUUUUCGACGGCACUCCUGAUACCUCGACACUAAUUGGCGCAUAUUGUUCAGGCAAUGCACCGGAUAGUCAAAUCGUGUCUACAGGACCGUCCUUGACGGUGAUCUUCACGUCGCUUGGAGGCAACUCUUUUUACAGAGGAUUUCGUGCCACUUACGGCACUGUUCUCGGUGCAACAUCUCCAUCGGCUGAAGUCGCGGUUCCUGAUGACUGUUCAAACCCCCUUGGGAUGGAGAGCGGCGCCAUUCCUAACGACCACAUCACGGCUUCCACUGAGAAAACCGGGUAUGAAGCGUGGAGAGGCCGUCUGAAUAACGCCAACAAGGCGUGGCAGACAAACACUGUAGAUACAGACCAGUGGCUCCAGAUCGACCUCGGUAGUCAGAAGUUCAUCACAGGUGUCCAAACACAGGGUCUGUGGGGAGGGCACAUCAAGUCUUACAAACUGAUGUAUUCUGAUGAUCAGCAAACAUGGAAUAUAUACGGCGACAAUGAUGGCCAGAUCUUUACAGGUAACUCUGACGGACCUACAGUAGUGGAACAAACCCUGCCUGCUGCAGUCCGGACACAGUACAUCAGGAUAAACCCACAGACAUGGAAAGGCGACACCUUCAUCCGCCUGAGGGCAGAGAUACUUGGCUGUGAUGUACCAGCAACGGACCACUGCAGUCCUCACCCAUGUGAACACGGUAGCUGUGUGGCUGAGUCAGGCGGUUACAACUGCACCUGUGAGGACGGCUGGGAGGGAGUCAACUGUAAUAACAACACAGACGACUGUGCGUCCUCCCCCUGUGCACACGGCACCUGUACAGACGGUGUAGCUAACUACACUUGUAGUUGUGAGAACGGCUGGGAGGGUGGCAACUGUGAUCAGAAUAUCGACGACUGCAGUCCCGACCCCUGUGUACACGGCACCUGUACAGACGGUAUAGCGAGCUACACUUGUAGUUGUGAGAACGGCUGGGAAGGAGACAACUGCGAUCAAAAUGUCAACGACUGCAGUCCUGACCCCUGUGCACACGGCACCUGUACAGACGGUGUAGCGAGCUACACUUGUAGUUGUGAGAACGGCUGGGAAGGUGACAAUUGUGAUCAGAAUAUUGACGACUGCAGUCCUGACCCCUGUACACACGGCACCUGUACAGACGGUGUAGCGAGCUACACUUGUAGUUGUGAGAACGGCUGGGAAGGUGGCAACUGUGAUCAAAAUAUCGACGACUGCAGUCCUGACCCCUGUACACACGGCACCUGUACAGACGGUGUAGCUAACUACACUUGUAGUUGUGAAAACGGCUGGGAAGGUCACAACUGCGAUCAAAACACAGACGACUGUGCGUCCUCCCCCUGUGUACACGGCACCUGUACAGACGGUGUAGCGAACUACACCUGUAGUUGUGAGAACGGCUGGGAGGGUGGAAACUGUGAUCAGAACACAGACGACUGUGCGUCCUCCCCCUGUGCACGAGGCACCUGUACAGACGGUGUAGCUAACUACACUUGUAGUUGUGAGAACGGCUGGGAGGGUGGCAACUGUGAUCAGAAUGUCAACGACUGUAGUCCUGACCCCUGUAUACACGGCACCUGUACAGACGGUGUGGCGAGCUACACUUGUAGUUGUGAGAACGGCUGGGAAGGUGAUGACUGUGAUCUGAAUACAGACGACUGCAGUCCUGACCCCUGUACACACGGCACCUGUACAGACGGUGUAGCUAACUACACUUGUAGUUGUGAGAACGGCUGGGAAGGUGACAACUGCGAUCUGAAUAUCGACGACUGCAGUCCUGACCCCUGUACACACGGCACCUGUACAGACGGUGUAGCCAACUACACUUGUAGUUGUGAGAACGGCUGGGAAGGUGGCAACUGUGAUCAAAAUAUCGACGACUGCAGUCCUGACCCCUGUACAUACGGCACCUGUACAGACGGUGUAGCGAACUACACUUGUAGUUGUGAGAACGGCUGGGAAGGUGCAGAUUGUGAUCAAAAUAUCAACGACUGCAGUCCUGACCCCUGUGCACACGGCACCUGUACAGACGGUGUAGCGAGCUACACUUGUAGUUGUGAGAACGGCUGGGAAGGUGCAGAUUGUGAUCAAAAUAUCAACGACUGCAGUACAGACCCCUGUACACACGGCACCUGUACAGACGCAGUAGCCGGUUAUACCUGUACCUGUGAUAACGGUUGGGGUGGAGUCAACUGUACUUGGAAUAUAGACGACUGCAGUCCAGACCCCUGUACACACGGCACCUGUAAUGACAUAGUAGCCGGUUAUACCUGUACCUGUGAUAACGGUUGGGGUGGAGUCAACUGUAGUGACAAUAUCGACGACUGUGCGUCCGACCCGUGUGAACAUGGAGACUGUGUGGAUGGUAUAGGGGACUAUUCAUGUACCUGUCAUGAAGGAUGGGAGGGUGACACCUGCUCACAAGUCUCCACUACUAAGAUUCCCUCUACUACUAUGGUCACCACCAUGGAACCAACUACCAUGAUAACAUCCAAGCCAACAACCAUCCCGGAGCUGACAACUGCACAUAACCCAACAACGUCUGAACUAACAGCAACAACGUCUGAACCAACAACAGUUGAAACUUUCUCAACAGAAACAACAACAGCCUACCCUACCACAGUAGACACGAUGACAACCACCAUGGAACACACUACCCUGAUGACAUCCAAGCCAACAACGAUGCCAGAGCUGACAACUGCACAUAACCCAACAACGUCUGAACCAACAACAUUACCGUCUGAACCAACAACAGUCGAAACUUUCUCGACAGAAACAACAACAGCCUACCCUACCACAGUAGACACGAUGACAACCACCAUGGAACACACUACCCUGAUGACAUCCAAGCCAACAACGAUGCCAGAGCUGACAACUGCACACAACCCAACAACGUCUGAACCAACAACAGUAACGUCUGAACCAACAACAACAGAAACAACAACAGCCUAUCCUACCACAGUAGACACGAUGACAACCACCAUGAAACACACUACCAUGAUGACAACCAGACCAACAACCAUCCCAGAGCUGACAACUGCACACAACCCAACAACGUCUGAACCAACAACAGUAGAAACUUUCUCAACAGAAACAACAACAGCCUACCCUACGACAGCAGCCGCGGAAACUCAACCUUCACUCCUUACAUCUACUCAUCUAACAACAACGCCUCCAACCACUUCCAUCUUAGCUACUACCAAAGAAGUACACGCGACCACAGAGUCUAUAAAGUCAACAACAUUCACUGCUACUACUCACCAGAACACAAAAGCCACCGAAAUUUCCACAGAAAAACCAAAGCCGUUCACAACGCUGGCAUUGUCUACAAAGCCUUCUCCGACCUUCAAAGCUACUGUACAACAGACACAGUCAAGUUUUGUCGCCACAACAGAACGUCCACCCGCCAUUUUCUUCGAAGUCACCAUGGUGAAUAUAGAAUUCACCGAGGAGCUCAACAAUCCUACCUCUGAAGAGUUCACAUCUCUUGCCUCUCAGCUAACAGAAACGAUAUGGUCCUACCUACAAGAGAGCCAGGUGUCAGCGGACAUCAUCAGUGUGGUUGUCACCAGGUUCCGGAGAGGAAGCGUCAUCGCGGACUAUGAGGUGAUCUUACGCCAGGGCAGGGAGGUCACCGACCUGCAGGUCAGGGAGGCUUUCCUCUUGGCUCUCCAGAAUAGCACGAGUGGGAACAACACCCUGGGAAUACAGGCUGAAUCACUAUGUAUGAAGGAGAACGGAGACGGCACGUGUACGGGAGUUGAGGGGCCUGCACAGUGGCCACCAUGGGCCGUCCACGUGAUCGCAGGAGGCGCCGCUGCUACCGUGUUCCUCGCCUUCCUGCUGACUGUCUGCAUCAUCCUUCGAAAGAAAACUUACACCAAGGAAUACAACUGCCAGCCGGAGAAGUCGGUGGAAGAGUUUGAUCCGUAUGGCAGAUUCAACAAAAGGAGCAGUUACUACCGCUACGUAGUGAACCCGCUCUAUGAUGAAACAAACUCAUCCACGGCAUAUCAAUUCCAAGAGAUAUUGAAUGAUAUUCCCGGGGAGAAAAUUCACCAAGAUGUAAACCAUUACGAACAGAUUUAUCACUAAAUGUGCCCAAAUAACCUACUACUCUCAACUUCAUUAUAUGCUAUAUGUGCUAUACUGUCAAAGAAAUGAAACACUGAUAUUGUUUUAUAGCAAUGGAACAUAUAUGGAGUGAGUUUUGACAGAAUUGUAUAAUUUGUACAUAUAUAAACACUAUCCUUUGCACUGAACACCGCAAAUAUGUAACAUAUGAUUUGUAUAUACAUGUUAAUAUCCAAAACUACUACACUGUGCUGACAAAACAAUCGGUCUCAUGCACUUGUAAAGCGUAUCACUAUAAUAGUUUUCCAUAUUUACCAUAUGAUAUGAUAUACUUUUGACAUUCUUUCACAUUAAGUUAUUUGUGUGAGAGCAUUAU
This is a messenger RNA of Branchiostoma belcheri (Belcher's lancelet), 4550 nucleotides long. Its product is annotated as sushi, nidogen and EGF-like domain-containing protein 1. The coding region runs from base 50 to 4195 and encodes 1381 amino acids. Gene Ontology annotation, molecular function: calcium ion binding; Notch binding. The transcript is spliced from 27 exons. The record is from RefSeq and is a predicted model, not a curated record. NCBI's taxonomy places the organism in Eukaryota, Metazoa, Chordata, Leptocardii, Amphioxiformes, Branchiostomatidae. Gene Ontology annotation, biological process: Notch signaling pathway.